AUGGCGCACCUCAUGAUCAUCGUCUUUCUCGUCGAGGCCGCGGUCAAGCUCAUCAACGCAGUCGGCGCAGCAAAGAUCAACGACCUGCUAUGGACGCUCAUCAACUACCUCCCCGUGCCGACCUCCAACGCCGCCGCCGAGCAGCGAAAACUACAGGCCGAGUAUCUCGCCGCCCGCCGAGAGAUGAACACCACAAGCAGCCAGGACGAGUUUGCAAAGUGGGCAAAGCUGAGGCGCAAGCACGACAAGCUGCUCGAGCAGCUCGAGGCAUCCAAAAAAGGACUCGACUCGGCCCGCUCCAGCUUCGACAAGGCCCUGACAGCCCUGCGCUUCCUCCUCACCCGCGCGCCGCAAUACAUCAUCCCCUUCUGGUACGCCACGCAGCCCAUGUUCUGGCUGCCGCACGGCUGGUUCCCCUACUACGCCGAGUGGAUCAUCUCCUUCCCGCGAGCGCCCUUGGGAAGCGUUAGCAUCGCCUCCUGGCAGCUCGCCUGCGCGGGCAUCCUCUCGUUGCUGAUCGACGCCUUUACCACCGUGUUUGGGCUGGCACAGGGCACGAAGCAAAAGGAGGCUCCCGUUCCAGCUUCUGGUGCGGAGAAGAGCAAGGAGGAUGCCGCCACGAGUCCUACGGACGAGAAGAAGACUUCAUAG
Molecule: messenger RNA, 651 nt
Organism: Trichoderma atroviride IMI 206040
Lineage: Eukaryota; Fungi; Ascomycota; Sordariomycetes; Hypocreales; Hypocreaceae
Biological process (GO): tail-anchored membrane protein insertion into ER membrane
Cellular component (GO): GET complex
Molecular function (GO): protein-membrane adaptor activity
Source: RefSeq, a predicted model, not a curated record